CUAAUCGAAUCGAUCGACACACGAAACACAAGUUCGAGGAGAGAAAACCAAACCCUAGCUAGGCUAAGGCGGAGUGGAGAACCCCCGCCGUUGCCGGCGGCGGAGGCAGCGGCGGCGGCGCGCGGAGAACACUCCGUCGCGGUCGAUUCCGUAUCAACAAUGUCAGAUCCUGGAAGGGAUAGCAACAUGCAGCAGCUCAUCCCGAUAGCACCUCCACCAAAGGCUUCUUCUGGUACCACUGGCAAGGAGCUCGUGGUCGUGGAUGGUACGGGAAAGGCUUCAGGAGGAGUCAAGCUACGGGAAGACGAGGAGGACCUGGAGGUGAAGCUCAGGCGCAUCAUGGAGAACGUCCCUGUCCGUGUCAGCAACACCUCCGGAUCCUCUGCUGGUUCUGGCUCUGGUGAUUUCCACCAGUAUCGGCAAAUGAGGAGGAGAGAACAGGACCGUCUUGCAAGGAUGGAUGCUGAUUACCAGAAGAGGAAACAGAUGGCUGAGUUUGAAUUGAGGAGGGAGGAAAGGCUAAAAGAAGCAGAGGAGCGGACAGCAAAGAAGCGCCUGAAACGCCAAAAGAAGAAGCAGCGGAAGAAAGAGAAGAAACGAUCUAAAACUAAUAAUGGUGGCGAGCAACCUAACGGAGGGGAGUCGUCUGGUGGUGAUGAGGAUUCAGACGAUGAAGAUAAGCCAUAGGCAAGUGGCACACAUCAAUCGGAUUUGAAGUUGCUAUUAGACUACUGUUGAACCAUUUCUUGGAGAUUACUUCUGAAGUAGAGCUUUGAGCAUGAACUAAUAUUGGCAGGCUGCAGGCCCCCUUGUAGUUUUUUCUUGGAAACACUCUUAAGAUGAGAUGUGGCUUGUUUUCCUUGCUCUGAUAAAGUGACUAUGGAGUAUGGAUGGAUAGAUGAAUCAUUUUCUGGUUACCUUGUUUGUUUCUUCUGAAUUAUCAUGUCUGGGGCUCCCUGUCCCUUACAAUAGCUUACUCGUGACAUUUAAAUGAAUGAAAUUUAACUGUUUAGCAA
This is a messenger RNA of Oryza sativa Japonica Group (Japanese rice), 1016 nucleotides long. RefSeq lists its product as uncharacterized. The record is from RefSeq and is a predicted model, not a curated record. Gene Ontology annotation, biological process: negative regulation of protein kinase activity. Gene Ontology annotation, cellular component: nucleolus. Gene Ontology annotation, molecular function: double-stranded RNA binding; protein kinase inhibitor activity; protein kinase binding. Lineage: Eukaryota; Viridiplantae; Streptophyta; Magnoliopsida; Poales; Poaceae.